This is a messenger RNA of Tripterygium wilfordii, 1544 nucleotides long. RefSeq names its product lon protease 2-like. NCBI's taxonomy places the organism in Eukaryota, Viridiplantae, Streptophyta, Magnoliopsida, Celastrales, Celastraceae. The record is from RefSeq and is a predicted model, not a curated record. The coding region runs from base 178 to 1023 and encodes 281 amino acids. The transcript has 2 exons.
CCACACCCACACACACACUAUCCUACCCCACACUGCCUUCGUCCCUCCCUCACUCUCCCUGUUAUCCAAAAUAUCAUUCAAAUUUCCAUUCGAUUUGGGUAGAAUCACUGAGGUCAAAUUCUAGCUAUGGCGGCUUGUACUUACUGAUAAAUCUGAAACUCUCUCUGUUCUCCUUCAAUGGCUCUCCCUCAGCAGCUCAUUUCAUCUCACAAACCCUCGUUAAAGCCUUGCAACGCUUACACCCCACGCUGUCCCUCAAACCCUAACGGUAUGUGUUUCCUUUAUUCUUCGCCGACAGGGCUCAAUCUCUGUCGCCGCAGAAGUGUCAACUCUCUCCGUUGCUCCGCUUCUUCUUUCUCCGAGAAGCACCACACGAACUCUCCAAAAUCAGGCGACGUUGUUGAGCUCCCAUUGUUUCCGCUUCCUCUUGUGCUAUUUCCUGGUGCGAUUCUUCCUUUGCAGAUCUUUGAGUUCAGGUAUCGAAUUAUGAUGCACACUCUGCUAGAGACUGACUUGCGGUUUGGUGUAAUAUACUCCGACUCCGUAUCAGGCACUGCCGAUGUCGGCUGCGUUGGGGAGAUUGUCAAGCACGAGCGGCUAGUAGAUGACCGGUUCUUUCUCAUCUGUAAGGGACAGGAGCGAUUUCGCGUGACGAAUUUGGUCCGUACAAAGCCAUAUCUGGUGGCGGAGGUGACGUGGCUGGAGGACCGGCCAUCCGGAGAGGAGGAUUUGGAUGGGUUGGCGAACGAAGUGGAGACAUACAUGAAGGAUGUGAUUCGGUUGUCGAAUCGGCUGAACGGAAAGCCGGAGAAGGAGGCACAGGAUUUGCGGAGGAAUCUGUUCCCUACGCCCUUCUCGUUUUUUGUUGGGAGUACAUUCGAGGGAGCACCGAGGGAGCAGCAGGCACUGCUGGAAUUGGAGGACACGGCGGCGAGAUUGAAAAGGGAGAAGGAGACUUUGAGGAACACGCUUAAUUACUUGAGCGCUGCCACUGCAGUCAAAGAUGUGUUUCCUUCUUCGUGAUAGUGAGGGGAGAUGUUUAACCACUGAAAGACGAGGAGAGUGAAGUGGAGGAAUGAGGUGUUUCCUUGUUUCUACAGCACGAGGUUAAUGAAAAAAUUGAAAUACCAGUUUGCAUUGGGCGAAUUGAGAGAUUCUAAGCUAUGUAUUCACUAGUCUUGCCAACCUACUUCUUGCCAUCAGACUUGCGGGGCAUUGCAAUUACUAGUCAAGGCAUGAUUCCGAGGCAUAAUAAUCUGUAGGUUUUAGAAUGUAGUAGCAAAAAAGGUUUCUCUUCAUAUUAUUGUCUUCUGUGCAUUUUGAUCAUAUGAACUUGAAGAAUGUUUGUGAUCCAAAAUAAUUGUUGUCGUGCCUGUGCCUGUGCCUUUAUUGAUACAAUCAGUUUACAAUGUAUCUUACCUGUUAAUGCCUUAAUGGUUGAAAAUCUUUAACUAUUGGUACCAGAGAAUGUCGCAAAAUGUAUUAUGAAUGUUGUACCGUUGUCUCCAUUCAGGAAAAAAAAGUUGUGAAGAUUGUACGAUUAA